This is a messenger RNA of Acyrthosiphon pisum (pea aphid), 1705 nucleotides long. Its product is annotated as eukaryotic translation initiation factor 2-alpha kinase-like. The transcript has 6 exons. The record is from RefSeq and is a predicted model, not a curated record. Gene Ontology annotation, molecular function: eukaryotic translation initiation factor 2alpha kinase activity; ATP binding. Gene Ontology annotation, cellular component: cytoplasm; nucleus. NCBI's taxonomy places the organism in Eukaryota, Metazoa, Arthropoda, Insecta, Hemiptera, Aphididae. Gene Ontology annotation, biological process: eiF2alpha phosphorylation in response to endoplasmic reticulum stress. The coding region runs from base 1189 to 1560 and encodes 123 amino acids.
UGGGGAUCAGAUCCCCCAUCGGCUUUUUAUUACCUUACUAAAAAGUUUUGAGAGGGUGGGGGAGGAACCUGUAAAACCUCGUCAUGUAAAAAACAUACCUAUAUGUGGGUGUACAACUUUACUGGUGUAGCAUCCUCUUGAAAAAAGUUUAAUAUCGAAUGGACCUGUAGUGUUCAUGUGAUUUUUCGUUCAUUUUAAUGAAUCUUUACCUACUUACUGGCUACUUACUUUCGUGUCUACUAUAGUCCAUAAUGGCAUAAUCAUAGAACGUAAAAUAUAAUUAUGUUCUAAUAUUAGGUCUAUGACCAUUUAAUACAGUGGAUAGUAUUGUUCUGUGGUGAUAGUGUUCCGACCUGUGUGAUUUUUAUUUUUCAUCCUUAUCAUUCCGGGAGGACUGUGAUAUCAUCCGACCAUCGUCACUCCGGUUAAACCGCGGAAUUCACGUCAGAAUUCAACUAUAAUUUAUAUAAUAUUACGAUCUAAAUUCUAAGAUAAUAAUUUAUAUAAUAUUACGAUCUAAAUUCUAAGAUAAUAAUAUAUAAUAUAUCAUAUAUGACUGUAACAGUUACAGUUACUGUCCUUGCUCCUUAAUCUUUAUGAAAAAUUAUUGAGCAGGCUGUAUCGAUAACGACACCAGUCUGCAGGUGCACUUUUUAUGAACUUGGCAGACUUGAAAACGUAAAAAAACUUAUAACAAUUAGCAGAGGAAAUCGUAAAACGAUCACAGAGCAUAAUGGCAAUAUUGCACAGAAAAAAAAUGAUGAUGAUGAAAAAAGAAAUGAAAUUGUACAACCUGUUCAAAAACAAAGGUCAAAGAGAGGAGUUUAAAUCAAGGAGUUGUCUAGGAAAAGGAGGUUUCGGGAUUGUAUUUGCGGCUAAAGAUAAAUUAAUCGACGAAAAUUAUGCUAUUAAAAGGAUACAUUUUCCAUCACGUUAUAUAGACACAAGUAGUAUUAUAACAACCAUUCAAACACAAGUUACUAAUCAUUGUUCAAUAGAAUCAUAUGACGAUAAAAGUGACUUGUCUUGUAUUGUUUUUGACAGUAAUAAUAAAGAUGAAAUAUUAGAUAUAUAAGUUCAGACAAAUUAACUAAAGGUAGUAAACAUCGGAAACAUAAAUCUGAGUGUGAUAUAACCAGUGACUCUCAUAGUGAGUGAAAAGUAGCCAUACAAUACUUUUACAUCAAAAUGGAACUUUGUGCGAGACAUAGUUUAAGAGAAUGGUUACUUUAUUAUAAAAAUAGAGAUAAAAUAGAUAUUUUAAAGAUUAUUGGCCAAAUUACGGUUGAUGUUGAAUAUAUUCAUUCAAAAGGACUCAUACAUAGAGAUUUAAAGCCUUCAAAUAUAUUUUUUUCAUUGGAUAACCAAAUCAAAAUAGGCGAUUUUGGUUUAGUUACAAAAAUAAUAAAUUCUGAUUCAGAGACUGAAUACGAUGAUAAACAACAUACUGAUCAAGUGGGUACACAAUUCUAUAUGAGUCCAGAACAGAUGAUACUAGGAAACUCAUAUGAUUUUAAAGUAGAUAUAUAUUCCCUUGGCAUUAUAUUUAUUAUUUUUUGAAUUGCUCAAUUCUUCUACUACUGAAAUGGAAAGAUGCAUGACAUUAAAGAUACUUAGAGGAGGUACAAUGCCUAGUCAAUUUUUGAAAAUAUAUAAAAAUACAAUUGAAAAAGAAUUGGUGUGCAACAUAUUAUCGCAAGAUCCU